AUGCUGGGUCUGGACGCGGCGGGGAAAACCACCAUCCUGUACAAACUGAAGCUGGGCCAGUCCGUCACCACCAUCCCCACCGUGGGCUUCAACGUGGAGACGGUUACGUACAAAAACGUCAAGUUCAACGUGUGGGAUGUCGGGGGCCAGGACAAGAUCCGUCCCCUCUGGAGGCACUACUACACGGGCACGCAAGGGUUGAUCUUUGUGGUGGACUGCGCCGAUCGCGACCGCAUCGACGAGGCCCGCCAGGAGCUCCACCGCAUUAUUAACGACAGGGAGAUGCGGGAUGCCAUCAUCCUCAUCUUCGCCAACAAGCAGGACCUGCCCGAUGCCAUGAAACCCCACGAAAUCCAGGAGAAACUGGGCCUGACCCGGAUCAGGGAUAGGAAUUGGUACGUGCAGCCCUCCUGUGCUACUACAGGGGAUGGACUCUAUGAAGGGCUGACAUGGUUAACGUCCAAUUAUAAAUCCUAAUGAGAGAAUAACUAUUUAGUCUACAAAGAAUUAAGAAAAAAAAAAAAAAUUAAAAAUAACCCACAUGGCUUUCCGGAAGAAUGAUUCUCUACUGAAAAGUGAAACAAAAGCAUCCAUAGGAUUAUGAUGAUCACCUUUCUCCAGUUACCACCCUUUCCUUCGGCACACUUGACUGGAUUCCUGUUUUAACUCUCCUUGCUUGGCGUUAGGAUGCUCUAAUCUCCGAAUGUGACAUGAACACAGGCACUAGAUGCUAUGGCAGACUUCCAGCAAACGGGGGAAAGACACAUUGUAGACUUGCUAAGUAACUUUUUUUUUUUUCUUGAUAGCCCUUAAGAUGGUUUGAUUAUUUUGGGGGAUGGUUGGGGGAGGGGUACCGUUUUCAGUGUAUGCUUUCUGGUUCUACUUUUUUUGAUUAUCUUUUUUUUUUUUUCCUUCUAUCACUUUGCUGUAGAUUGCUACUUUUUUGCAUUCAUGCAGAAUAUGUUGAUAGGUCUACUUCAUCUAGUAAACUGAAAAUUAUUGCUUAAAAUCAAA
This is a messenger RNA of Tauraco erythrolophus (red-crested turaco), 1014 nucleotides long. It is a transcript of the gene ARF6, whose product is annotated as ARF GTPase 6. NCBI's taxonomy places the organism in Eukaryota, Metazoa, Chordata, Aves, Musophagiformes, Musophagidae. The record is from RefSeq and is a predicted model, not a curated record. Gene Ontology annotation, molecular function: GTP binding; GTPase activity.